UCAGACAAAUAGCCCGUGAAUAAAGCAACAAGAAGCGAAAACACAAGAAGAUACCCGAACGGAAAACCAGAGAGAAACCGAUGACUUUGGGUCUACUUAAUGCAAACCCAGUGGUUCACGCCAAGAAAGAAAGGGUUGCUCGUACUGAAGAUCUUCACUGUGAUGAUUCUGUUGAUCCACUCGAUAUCUAUGAUUUUGUCAGAGAUAUAAGAGAUCCAGAGCAUCCAUACUCACUUGAACAGCUUAGUGUUUUAUCAGAGGAGUCUAUCACCGUCGAUGACAAACUGGGUCGUAUUUUGAUUACUUUUACUCCAACAAUACAACAUUGCAGUAUGGCCACAGUUAUUGGUCUGUGUCUAAGAGUGAAACUACAAGAGUGUUUCCCUCCAUAUUAUAAGGUUGACAUUAAAGUCGCUCCUGGAUCUCAUGCUGAUGAAGAAGCAGUUAACAAGCAGUUAAAUGACAAGGAAAGAGUUGCUGCUGCCUUGGAGAAUCCCAAUCUCCGUCAACUUGUGGAUGAGUGCCUCUACUCCAAUGAACUUUAACCAAGUACACUCGCAUGCUCAAAAGACUUUGUACAGUUUCAGUUGGUGGUUGAAUGCAAUAAACUGACUUUGCUGAAUCUUCUGAAUUCUGUGAUUCUUUCGAUAAAUUGCAUGGAUGUAUUUAGGAGGCUCAGUUUUAAACAAAGAAACUCUGUGAUGCAGUAUGUUGCAUCUUAUAGUGCGCACUCCUUUCUAGAGAUAAGUUGUAAUGAUUUAGUUAAAUCUUGGCAUUUCAUGCCGGAUAGGAAGCUUUUGUGCCUGAUAUUUAAGCUCUUUCGGGCAUUUCAGAUAUCGCAGAACUGGUAAUUUA
Messenger RNA from Populus euphratica (Euphrates poplar), 855 nucleotides. RefSeq names its product MIP18 family protein (DUF59). The record is from RefSeq and is a predicted model, not a curated record. The transcript has 5 exons. Lineage: Eukaryota; Viridiplantae; Streptophyta; Magnoliopsida; Malpighiales; Salicaceae. The coding region runs from base 81 to 545 and encodes 154 amino acids.